Molecule: messenger RNA, 860 nt
Organism: Anopheles funestus (African malaria mosquito)
Lineage: Eukaryota; Metazoa; Arthropoda; Insecta; Diptera; Culicidae
Exons: 5
Coding region: 162-845 (227 amino acids)
Source: RefSeq, a predicted model, not a curated record
UAAUGGAUGAAUCGUGAGGUCUGACGAUAACACAGUGGUCAUCCACAGGGAAAGGACUAUUGUAAUCGUUACCGUUAUGUACUUCUUGUUCGCUCAAAGGUUUACAGACAUCCGUAAGUAGCUGUUAUUGUGUGAAAUAAUAAGAUUGGAAGUUAAGGAAAAUGGGGAACUUCUACCAUGUGCUGAGUGCGCUGUGUAUAUUAUGCAUAGUGUUAAUUGAAGGAGAAUUUAUCGAAAUGUCUCAGUACCACCGUAUGCCGAAGCUGUGGCAGAUGGAUGAUUAUGACGAGUGUCUUCAAUCCUCUGGACCGAAUGAACCGGCCGGUGUGUACUGUACCAGUGCAGUCGUACUGAAACCGGACAAUCGUUCCGAGCUUUGGAGAUUGAUCGAGGAAUUCUCCAGCGACUACAAGCGCCACUAUAAUCAUCAAGUGCUGAAAUGGGGCGUAUGUGUAAAAAAGUGUCAAAAAGCGAUCGAAAACCUAUCACCCCAGGCGAGGAAAGGGCUAACGGUGGAAAAGUUCCCGAUUGAUGUUAGGUACAAAUUCGAGGAUGGUAUCUUGAAAAAUGCUGCCAUCGAUCGAGAAGUGUAUGCGGAUGUGGUGGAAAUUUGCAUCAACAAGGAGCUGAAUGCAACGUAUGGUUUGCUGGCCUACACAGAGAUACUGACGUGCGAUAAAUCAUCCGAUGAGACUGUUAUAGAUGCACUUGAUAUCUCGUUCUUGAUUAUUCUUUGUCUGCUCGUAAGCUGCGUGAUCCUUUCGUCAUGGUACGACAGCUCGAUCAACUACAAACUCAGCUCGGAACAUUACAAACAAGCGAUCGAUAGUAAACGUAAGAAUUAAAUGUAACGUUCAGUU